AUGGCAGUCCUCUGGCUUCUUUCAUGCCUUGCCCUUCUGGGGGGCACCUUUGGCUGUGGUGUGCCAAGCAUCAAGCCUAUCAUUUCCGGCUAUGCCAGAAUUGUAAAUGGUGAAAAUGCAGUGUCUGGUUCCUGGCCAUGGCAGGUGUCUCUUCAGGAUAGCACCGGAUUCCACUUCUGCGGAGGUUCUCUGAUCAACAGUCUGUGGGUUGUUACCGCUGCUCACUGUGGUGUCACAACCUCCCACCGUGUCAUUCUGGGUGAAUAUGACCGUUCGUCCAGUGCUGAGCCUAUUCAGACCAAGACCAUUUCUAGGGUCUUCAGACACCCCAGCUACAGCUCCUUCACCAUUGCCAAUGACAUCACUCUCAUCAAGCUCACCAGCGCUGCUUCUUUCAAUAACCGUGUGGCUCCUGUGUGUAUUGCCGCUAGCGCUGAUGUGUUCAAUGGAGGAGAGAGAUGUGUCACCACCGGAUGGGGCUACCAUUUUUUUUUAGCGCAAACCACCCCAAGCAGACUGCAACAGGUCUCUCUGCCUCUUCUGACCAAUACCGAAUGUCAGAGACACUGGGGAACAAAGAUCCAGAGCACCAUGAUCUGCGCUGGAGCAUCUGGAGCUUCCUCCUGCAUGGGUGACUCUGGUGGACCUCUUGUGUGCCAGAGAAAUGGAGCUUGGACCUUGGCCGGUAUUGUAUCCUGGGGAAGCUCUUCCUGCUCCACAUCUACUCCCGCUGUAUACGCUCGUGUGACAGCUCUUAGAUCUUGGUUGGACCAGACUGUUGCUGCUAACUAAAUGUUUCACUAUUAUCAUUAAUUAUUAAUAAACUUAUUAUA
Hyla sarda is the source of this 833-nucleotide messenger RNA. RefSeq names its product chymotrypsinogen A-like. Lineage: Eukaryota; Metazoa; Chordata; Amphibia; Anura; Hylidae. Gene Ontology annotation, biological process: proteolysis. The transcript is spliced from 7 exons. Gene Ontology annotation, molecular function: serine-type endopeptidase activity. The coding region runs from base 1 to 792 and encodes 263 amino acids. The record is from RefSeq and is a predicted model, not a curated record.